Molecule: messenger RNA, 5300 nt
Organism: Oncorhynchus masou masou (cherry salmon)
Lineage: Eukaryota; Metazoa; Chordata; Actinopteri; Salmoniformes; Salmonidae
Product: protein SON-like
Exons: 10
Coding region: 61-3078 (1005 amino acids)
Biological process (GO): regulation of cell cycle; regulation of mRNA splicing, via spliceosome
Molecular function (GO): RNA binding
Source: RefSeq, a predicted model, not a curated record
UGCUGCUGCACAUGCGCUGAACGGGCGCCGCGGAAAACACAUUGAGGGAUUACUAAAGACAUGGCGGGCAACAUCGAGCAAAUUUUUCGCGAUUUCGUAGUAAAUAAGAUAAAAGAAAUUGAAGAUGAGAGUCAAGAUAUCAUUCUGACAGAUGAAGGCCAUCCCAAUGGUAAAACUGUAGAAGGAGCAGAUGGGAUCAACAACACACAAGAUAAAGCUGGUGUAGCCAAUAAGGAAGAGGGUGAUGUCCCACAAAAGAAACACAAGAAGCACAAGAAGCACAAGAAACACAAAAGCAAAAAGAAGAAACGUAAGGAAGAGAGAGAGAGCGGCUCAGAAUCAGCAGCAGACUCUGAUGGAGACAAGGCAAAGACUGGGGAAGAGGAUGACGGGAGAUCCAAGCGGCAUAAACGACAUUCCGGGAAGAAGAAGAAAAAAAAGCAGAAGAAAGAUGGUGACAAGUCCAACAGCUCAUCUGGGUCGGAGUCCGAGUCAAAGCCUCAACCCGGGAACAAGGAGAGCAAACCUCAGGAUCUGCCUGAUAUCAUCCCUAAACUAGAGGAGAAGUGUCCGGAAAAGUCCUCCUCCAGAUGCUCACGGUCUCGUUCAGGCAAGCGCAGGUCCAGAUCCAGGGACAGGAGAGGGAGAUCUAGAUCAAGGUCCGGUAGAAGACGUGGUGGAUACACACGUUCCAGAUCACGGCACCGGAGGUCCGGGUCACAUUCUAGAAGGUCUGGGUCUGCCAGGAGAGGCAGGAGAACCCGGUCAAGGUCCCUCGUGAUCUUGAAGAAAGACAGACGGUCUAGAUCGAGAUCCAGAAGGCGAUCGAAAUCUAAGACGAGAUCUCAGUCGAGACACCGAGAGAUGAGUUCAGGAUCUCCCUCUCCUUCCAGAAACGACAAAUCCAAAUCCAGGUCUGCCUCAAGAGACAGCCAACCGGCCAAGAAGGAUCCCUCUGCCGUCCUGGCUGAAGAUGAGUCUGCUGUGAAAGACGAAAACGUAAUGGUUCCUAUCGAUCCGCCAGCCCUAGCUUCCGAAAGCAGCAUUGAGGGUGUUGUCAAUGUGGCCGCCGCCUCUGGAGGAGGGUGGAAGCCAAUACCCUUCUUAGGCGACAGCAGUAAGGGAGAGCCAGCCGUUUCCUCCCAGCCCUCAGAAUGUCUGUCUCCACAGAAGUGCCCUAUUCCUCCCAAGGUGUCUUCAGGUGAGCAACAUGAGGCCUCCACUGACCACCAGUCAACGUCAGCCUCUGAUCCUAACCACAGCUGCCAGCCAACUGGUGAGCCAGGGGAAUCGGAUGGACCUGUUACUUCAGAAACCUUGGAUGGCUCUGUAGAUUCCUUACCCCCCAAAACAGAUGCUGGUGGAGGAGACAAGGUGACACCUCAGGGUGAAGAGCUGCCUGCCUCACCUAAACCACAGCCAACAUCUGGAGAGGCAGAGACGACAGAGAAGGAAGGAGACACUUCAAAGUCCCGGUCUCCUUCAAAGAGGAAAAAGUCGAGGUCAAAGUCUCCUGGUCAGAAGAAACGCUCUGAUGCAAAGUCCUCCAAGAAGAGGAGGUCCAGAUCCAAGUCUCCAGGGAGGAAAAGGAAAUCGAGGUCCUCGUCGCCAAGCCGCAAGAGGAAGUCCAGGACGCCGUCUCGGAGGAAGAGGUCUCGCUCAAAGUCCGGGACGAGAAAGAAGAAAUCACGGUCCAAGUCCAGAACGCGGAACAAGCGCUCGAAGUCUAGGUCACCGAAAAGGAAACGAUCCAAGUCACGGUCUCCUGCUCGGAGGUCAAAGAGGUCAAGGUCACGCUCCGGUUCGCGGCGGAGGGGUAGGGGUGCAUUCGGCAGCCACCAGCUGAGCCAGAGGGACCGCUGGAAGCGUGAGCCAAGCCACUCCCCAGUCCUUAUCCUCCGCAAGAAGAGGUCUCCGGCACGCAACAACCGCGACACCAGCAAAAGCCCGCCACGACUCACAGAGCUGGAUAAAGACCAGUUACUGGAGAUUGCGAAGGCUAAUGCAGCCGCCAUGUGUGCCAAGGCAGGGAUACCCAUCCCAGAGAGCCUGCGACCCAAAGCGGUCCUCCAGCUGCCUUUACCCAGCCCCAACAACCCCAUGUCCUUCUCCAUGCCCAUGAAUAUGAACAUGCCCAUGAACAUGUCUAUGAACAUGCCUAUGAGCAUGACCAUGAAUGCAGCUAUGGCUAGCAUGACAGCUGCCACAAUGACUGCUGCGCUGGCCAGUAUGGGAUCUAUGGCCUCCAUGCACCAGAUGGCCCCGCUCCCCAGCAUCACCAACAAGCCCCCGCCAGGUCCCCCCCAGCCCAACAUGGCCACCAUCGAGGAUGUGAAGAGGAAGGUGGCCAAGCAGGCAAACAGCAUCAGCAUCAAGGAGUUCACUGACAAGUGUAAGAAGAUUGUGGAGAAGGGAGGGGAGCUGGCCCUCGCUGAACCCCGUAUAUCUGACGACGAGGACGACGGCAAACCGUUUGGACGAGCCGCCCUGAGGGAGGUCAAGGGCAUCUCCUUCAGCCUCAAUAACGCAUCCGUGCGUCCAUCUCCGGCGUUGGUGGUUCGGAGCGAGGCGGCGUUCGCCAAGGAGUUCCCCGUGUCGUCGGGCUCCCAGCACAGGAAGAAGGAGGGCGACGGGGGAGGGGCUUACGGAGAGUGGGUGACCGUUGACAAGAAGGCGGAAAAGGCCAAGGCGGCGGCGACCAAGGCAUUGGCAACGGCUGCUAAGGAAACUUCGCCUGGGGAUGCGCCUUUGUCUGCGGUGUCCGUGGCAACGGAGGAGCCGGCGGUCGUCAAGGAGAGUGAUAGUGUGUUCCCGGAGCCGCCGCUACAGCCUGUAGACAUCACCCAGGCAGUCGGUGAGAGGAUGAAGGCCCAGAAGCGUCUGGCUGAGAACCCGUACGACGUCAGCGCCAUCUGCAUGCUCAGCCGUGCUCAGGAACAGGUGGAUGCAUGGGCCCAGUCCAACACCAUCCCUGGUCUGUUUACAGGUUCUACUGGAGCAACGGUGCUCAGCUCAGAGGAGCUGUCCAACAGCGGACCACAGGCCUGGAUUAAAAAGCAGGUGCAAAUGCAGUACUGACACCCGUCUACUAGUGGUGCUCUGGUCUGACACCCGGCUACUAGUGGUGCUCUGGUCUGACACCCGUCUACUAGUGGUGCUCUGGUCUGACACCCGGCUACUAGUGGUGCUCUGGUCUGUGCACUAAAUAGAGUCCCCCUCGGAGUCGGAAUAGGGACUUGGAGAAUGAAAGAGGGAGAAAGGAGAGCUGGAAGUAAGUCUGCAGAUCCCAGAACCCCCCCCUUGUCCUCUAGCACCCCAGGGCAAGGCAGAGAUUAUGGGUCCGUCUCAGUAGUCUAAAGAUGCUUCCUCGUCUCUUUCCUUGGAUUCACACUGAUCUCAGAACAGGGGAAAGGGAAAAGCACUUCUUUGACUUAUUCUGCCUUUUCAGAUCAGGUCAGAUAUGGUUGGGGACGUUAGGUGAGGAAGUGACUUUAGACUAUUCCGAUGCACCCUAAGACAGGUUACUAUAGUCUCUACCGUCACGCUGUCUCCCUAAAGCGGUGUCUCCCUAUCACUUCCCCACACAGAAUGUCAUCAGGCCCAGAGAUAACCAUAGUCUAUGGACCCCGUGUGAACCCUCCUACCCUGUAGUGUUUCUAUAGUGGGCUGUUUGAAGCCAGUGGGUGUAACUGUACCCCAAACCUUCCUGAGCUCCGUAAACACACAGGGGGCUAGUGUUGCUGUUUUAAACGACACAUCCUGAGGAAUCUCUCUUUCUCUGGUUAAGUAACACAUUGUCACAUUUAGCUAUAGAGAGAGAUGGAUCUGCUGAGUUUAUUCUUCAUUUAAUACAACACGUCCUUCACAUGCAGAUGCUAUGGGCAGAUGUCAUGGACAUGUUCAGAGAUGUGAUAUAGGGAUGAGAGUGCAUUGAUCAUACUAAUGUUAGUGACAUGCAUUUUGCUAGCAUUACAGCAGCUAACAUUGAUUUACAGCACGCUAGCAUUGCAGCAGCUAACAUUGAUUUACAGCACGCUAGCAUUACCAGCAUAUGGACUGUGUUGUUUGUGUGGUUGUUGGGUGCCCCCAGCAACCAGUCUUGGUGCAUUCCGUUUCCCAGUAGAUGAGCGGGGUCUAGUUUUAGACCAGUCAGUGGUCUCUAACCCUAGUCCAGGCUGUGCAGGAUUUUGUUCCAUCCCAGCAUAGUCAUAUAGGUUAGGGCUGUAACAAAAACCUGCACAUUAGCUCCAGGACCACAAUUGGAGACCACUGCCUGAGGGAGAUCUCUGUUCUGAGGGACCUAGGCUAGUUACAGGUGUCCAUGGACAUGCCUGUGCUCUUUCCCUUGCCCUGGGGGAGGCUGCAGUCAGAAGUUGCUCCUAGUCACAGAUCUAGGAUCAGCUUCCCUUUCGCAAAUCCUAACUCCAAGCUGACCACGUGUCUAGGGGCAACUUCCUCCCAGUCCUUGGGGCAGCCCGAUGAAAUGGGUCAAUAAGAGGGGUCUGGAUUGGAGCAGAGGGAGAGAGGUGUGGGUUCACAGGGGUGACCUGUGAACUUUCACCUCUGUGUAUUGGACACUUGUUUCAGGGUCAGUCCUUGUAGCUGUCCUUGUUGCCAUGGCCACAGUCAGGCCCCCCUCAUUUCCUGUCUGAUGCUGGGCCGGUGAUGAGGGGCUAGGUACGUACACCACACAGCGCCUUACUAUACAUCUUGUGUAACCGUGUGUGUGAGAAAAUGUGUGUGUGAGAGAAAGAAAUGAGGUGUCAAGGCACAGCGCCCUCUUAUUUACCUACAUGUGGUAUAAUGAGUGAAGAAAUGUCUCUUGGUUGUAUCUUAAGUUUCACCACAUAAUUUAUUUAAUUUCAUCUGUAUUCUUAAUGUGUUUUGAAGUUUCUCUAGAAAUGUUCUCUCAAACACACGAUUUUCAAAAGCUGCCACCACAGUUAUUUCUAGUGUUUCACAUAGGGGUAGAGGUUACUACAGACAGAGUAACACACACGCACACACUCACUGUUAUCCAGAGGCAUGUGAGUUGUCCUGAAGGUAGUCUCUAACUCAAGUCUGACUGUGACAGUGGUGUGACUGGAUGAGGUGGUUGAGAUGUUUUCAAGGUAGAAACUAAUUAUCUGCUUUUGCCUCUGCCUCUCCCUCUUCUCUCUCCCUCUUCCUCUUCACUCCAUGGUUCUCUCUUCUGUUAUUCUCUUCUCUUUCUCCCUCAUCUCCUGCCGCUCUCUCUCUCUCUCUCUGUAGGACCAGUUCUUGCGAGCAGCCCCGGUGUCGGGAGGAGUAGGGGAGUUUCU